Zootoca vivipara (common lizard) is the source of this 3529-nucleotide messenger RNA. It is a transcript of the gene AGPS, whose product is annotated as alkylglycerone phosphate synthase. Gene Ontology annotation, molecular function: FAD binding; alkylglycerone-phosphate synthase activity. Gene Ontology annotation, biological process: lipid biosynthetic process. The record is from RefSeq and is a predicted model, not a curated record. Gene Ontology annotation, cellular component: peroxisome. NCBI's taxonomy places the organism in Eukaryota, Metazoa, Chordata, Lepidosauria, Squamata, Lacertidae.
CCUUUCACCCUGACGUUGACGGCUCAACGCGGAAGCGCGAUGGCGGCGGCAGAAGGGCCGGCAGGCGGCAAGAGCGGCGCUUCCCCGUCGGCUGCGCACCGGAGGCUGCGGAUCCUCUCAGGCCACCUGAGGAGCGGGCCGCCGGAGGCGCACCUGUCCGCUGUCCAGUGCCGAGGGCGGGCGGCGCCGGCGCCGGCUCGCCCUCAGCCGAGCACCUUCCCCAAGAGGCGGCAAGAAGUUUUUAAGUGGAACGGAUGGGGUUACAAUGACUCAAAAUUCAUCGUCAAUAAGAAGGGACAAGCAGAAUUCACAGGGAAAAGGUACCGGCUAGGUGGUACGGUGUUGCCUUUUUUACUAGACUGGAUGGAGAAAUUUAUGGGCGGAAAUACGGAGCAUAAGAGUACUUCUAGAGCAUCCCUGAAUCUUAGUGAUGUGCCUCCUUCUAUUGCAAAUGAAGAAUUUAUCAAAGACCUCCAAGCUGCUAAAAUAUCGUAUACCCAAGAAGCAGAAGCUAGGAUAUUCAGAGCUCAUGGUCAUUGCUUACAUGAACUAUAUGAGCUCAGGGAAGGAAUGUUUCAACGAGUUCCUGAUAUAGUUGUAUGGCCAGAAUGCCAUGAUGACGUGGUUAAAAUUGUGGAAUUAGCCUGCAAGCAUAACAUUUGUAUUAUACCGUAUGGUGGCGGAACAAAUGUUUCUAAUGCUCUUCAGUGUCCUGCUGAUGAGAAAAGAACGAUUGUUUCAUUGGACACCUCACAAAUGAACAGGAUUCACUGGAUAGAUGAGAAAAAUUUAACCGCUCACGUUGAAGCUGGCAUUGUUGGACAAGACUUGGAAAGACAGCUGGGUGAAAGCGGUUACUGUAUGGGCCACGAACCAGAUUCAAUGGAAUUCAGUACACUUGGAGGCUGGGUAGCAACGCGAGCAUCAGGCAUGAAGAAAAACAUUUAUGGAAACAUUGAAGACCUGGUGGUUCAUAUAAAAAUGGUAACCCCAAGAGGUGUGAUACAAAAAAGCUGUCAAGGACCACGUAUGUCAACAGGACCUGACAUCCAUCAUUUCAUUUUAGGAUCUGAAGGAACCCUUGGAGUGGUAACAGAAGUUACAAUAAAAAUUCGACCAAUCCCUGAAUACCAAAAGUAUGGGUCUAUAGUAUUUCCAAACUUUGAGAAAGGGGUGGCCUGUUUAAGAGAAGUAGCAAAGCAGCGAUGUGCUCCUGCAUCCAUUCGCCUUAUGGACAAUAAUCAAUUUCAAUUUGGACAUGCUCUUAAACCACAGGUUUCUUCAAUUUUUACAUCGCUUCUGGACGGGUUGAAAAAAUUCUACAUCACAAAGUUCAAAGGAUUUGAUCCCAAUGUGCUAUGUGUUGCUACCUUGCUUUUUGAGGGAGACAGAGAGAAGGUUCUUCAGCAUGAAAAGCAAGUUUAUGAUAUUGCCGCAAAAUUUGGUGGUCUGGCAGCUGGAGAAGACAAUGGACAGAGAGGAUACAUGUUAACGUUUGUCAUUGCUUACCUUCGGGACCUGGGCAUGGAUCAUUAUAUAAUAGGAGAAUCGUUUGAAACGUCUGUUCCCUGGGACAGGGUUCUAGACCUUUGCCGAAAUGUGAAGGAAAGAAUAGUAAGAGAAUGCAAAGAAAGAGGCGUUCAGUUUGUACCUUUUGUUUCCUGUCGGGUGACGCAGACCUACGAUGUUGGCGCCUGUGUCUAUUUCUAUUUGGGCUUUAACUACAGAGGAUUAAGCGACCCUGUUCACGUUUAUGAAGAAAUAGAGAUGUCAGCUAGAGAAGAAAUCCUUGCUAAUGGAGGAAGCCUGUCACAUCAUCAUGGAGUGGGCAAGUUACGGAAGCAUUGGCUGAAAGAGAGCAUCUCAGAUGUUGGCUUUGGGAUGCUGAAAUCUGUCAAACAAUUUGUGGACCCCAAUAACAUCUUUGGAAACAGGAACCUUUUAUAAGCCUGGUUACUAUCCAAACCGAAGUUACAAAAAGAAGAAGAGUGACCGUUUGAGUCUCAUGGCUAUCCCAGUAUCCAGAUAUAGCAUGGACCCAAUUUGAAAGCUGUUUACUCCUUACAUCUUUAAUUUUCUUCAGUUAAAUGUGAUCAUACAAUUUACUCAUAGCACACUUCCCACAGAGUACUCCAAAACAUUUCUCACACACAACCAGCCCAAAGUAUACUAAUGCCAAUCUAACUUAUAACCUGUUUGGAUGGCUUCCCCUGCUAUAGUGCAAGAAUAGCUAAGGCAGAUACUAAAUGUUUCUGUCAUAGGAGAUGUUCUUGACAAAGCAGCACUUCUGAGAAGCAGAUGAAAAAUGGGUUUAUAUUUAUAUAAAACAGUUUUUCUAUUGAAAUUUUAAACAAAUAGGCAAUGAAAUUCAUGCCAUGCUGCAAUUUUUUUUUAAAAAAAAAUCAAAACCCGAAAAUAAUUUUGGAUUGCUAGUUCCCCCUAUCUGGUAUUAUUGAAAGCAUUAGUUCACAAAGUGUAGUCUUAAUAGCAUUUGUAACUUAAUGUUCUGAACAAUACUUACUGACUCCAAAAAGCAAACAUUUAUUUUUAAAUGCAGAAAAACACACUUUAUCUUUGUUAAACAAAGUGUAGUGCUUUCAUAAUUUUGCCCUGCUGAUUCUUUUACAGGGCAAAAUUUCCCAAGUAGACAAAUGGUCCUGUUAAUUCUGUGUCUCCAGAAGUGUAAUUUGGAGUUUUACCCAUUUCAAUUCUGAAACAGUCUAUUUUAAAUUUUGACUGCUAACUAUGAGUGUAAUCAUUUAGUCCACAAAAAUAAAAUGUCAUGCUUUUCUAAACAGUAUCAGAAAGCAUUAGAAUGAAACCUACCUUAGAAUUGUUUAAAUAAUUUAAUUCUGCCUACCUAUAAAUACCUACAUUUUAAGGCACCAGUUCAUUCAUUCUCUAUUUCAGAUAUAUAUGUAAUCAAAAAUAUCUGAAAUUGUGACACUUGCCCCCCAAAAUAACGUUUAUGUUAAUGUCUGCUAGCAAUUGGUAACAAAUGUGACGUUUGAAUACAUCAGUUAAAUGUCCUGUUCUAAUCUGACCACUAAAGUUUUUGCUAUUUAAUCUUAGCCCAGCAUGUCAACUCAAAGCAGUGUAUGGUCAAAUCAUAGCUACUGUAUUCAUGCCCUAAAGCACCUUCAAAACAGACCCAAUGCAUAAUAUCUCAUCAUGACAAUUGUCGGUUUGCUACUGGUCUUACCAAAACUCAUCAAUGCAAUCCAGAUAGUCCUUUAAAAAAUUUAAUCCACAAGAGGGUUUUUUUUAAAAAAAAUUGCAGCGUGAUAGGCCUGAACAAUUACUCUCUACUAAAGUCUGUACCUAUAGUAAACAUUUAAGACUGAGCACAACGUUAAGAUUUUUGUUAACCAUGUACAAGGUAUCCUCAUUGGCAUCAAUCUGGUUAUACCAGGGUACUCAGUUUUGUUUUUGAUAGGAAAAAAAAGAGUGUUUUCAUGUGCCUAAUGAGCACCAUAUUGAGGAUCAGAUGUUUGUUUCAGGGAAUAAAAUUGCCUUUUUGAUAGCAAAA